This is a messenger RNA of Stegodyphus dumicola, 4462 nucleotides long. Its product is annotated as protein kinase C and casein kinase substrate in neurons protein 1-like. Lineage: Eukaryota; Metazoa; Arthropoda; Arachnida; Araneae; Eresidae. Gene Ontology annotation, biological process: cytoskeleton organization; regulation of endocytosis; plasma membrane tubulation. Gene Ontology annotation, cellular component: plasma membrane; endosome; cytoplasm. Gene Ontology annotation, molecular function: phospholipid binding; protein binding. The record is from RefSeq and is a predicted model, not a curated record.
GAGAGAAUUGUCCCUCUUGUCUCGGUCUCAGAAAGUUGAGUGAGAGGAAAAAGGGUUGAACAACUUGUCUUCAGCUUAUAAACCGGAACGGCAUCCUGGUAUGGCCCCGGGUGUUUUCUUUUCUUGGCAAUCGGUAGUCUCUGGACAUUCCGAUGAGUAAGCGGACUGCAUGCCGACGGGGGCCGAAAUCUGAAAAUUGGCCGAAUGACCAGACAGGAUUCGUCAAAAAAAUUUAACAAAACACAAUGUCACACCACAGUGAUGAUGCAAUGCUUAUAGUUGGAAGUGACAGUUUCUGGGAACCUGGAAAUUACAAACGCACAACUAAAAGGAUAGAAGACAGUUUUCGAUUAUGUAAUGAUCUUAUACUCUUAAUUCAAGAAAGAAGUGAAAUUGAAAAAACAUAUGCUAAGAGUUUAAGAAAUUGGUCAAAGAAAUGGAACGAAAUAAUAGAAAAAGGUCCUGAAUAUGGUACGACAGAAGCUGCUUGGAAAGCUGUGCUAAUAGAAGCUGAAAGAAGAUGUGAUAUGCACCUACGUAUAAAAGACCAGCUAUUAAAUGAUGUUGUAACACAAAUUAAACAGUGGCAGAAAGAUAAUUUUCACAAAUCUAUGAUUCAUAUCAAAGAAAAAAAAGAAAUGGAUGAUAAUUUUAAAAAGGCACAAAAACCAUGGGCAAAGCUUUUAGCUCGUGUUAAUAAAUGUAAAGCAGAUUAUCAUCAGGCUUGUAAAAAUGAGCGAUCUGCAGUUAAUCAAGAAAGAAAUGCAUCUGCUGAUACCUCUUUAUCACCAGAUCAAGUCACAAAAUUACAGGAUCGUGUCAGUAAAUGUAAACUUGAAGCACAAAGAGCAAAAGAAAGGUAUGAGCAAGCAUUGCAAGAAAUAAAUGAUUAUAAUGCUAAAUAUAUGGAGGACAUGACUGUUGUUUUUGACAAGUGCCAAGAGUUUGAAGAGAAACGUUUAGACUUUUUUAAAGAAAUGCUUUUUAGCAUUCAUGGAUGUUUAAAUAUUUCAACAGAUGCUGAGCUUCCGCAGAUUUAUGAAGAGUACAGGCAUAGCAUACAAAAUGCUGAUGCAAAAAAAGAUUUAAAAUGGUGGUCCAACAAUCAUGGUGUUGGCAUGGCAAUGAAUUGGCCACAAUUUGAAGAGUAUUGUGAAGAAUUCCGUGAUAUUGGCAAACUUAAAAAGGGAGCUGUGCCUGAAAGUGGAAUACUCUUGGUGAACCAACAAAAAAUUGGAGAAGAUUUGCCUGAGUAUACAUCUGACUCACAAAAUGUUUCCAAAAAAGAAAAGAAAGGUACUAUCAAUAGUGAUACUGGAAUUAAGUUACGUCCAGAUAAGAACAAAAAUUCUUCAAAUAGGAAUUCAGCCAUUAAUUUCCAAAAACUUCCUAAUAAUCCCUUUGAAGUUGGUGAAAAUGAAGCCUUUGAAGAAAAAGACACGAAUGGAAAAGAAGAGCAGAAUCCUUUUGACGAUGACCAAGAAGACUGGGAUGAAGGGUCCAAUGAUGCGUUAGUAGAUAAUGGUGAACCUGGAGUACCUGUAAGAGCUCUUUAUGAUUAUGAAGGUGCCGAAGCUGAUGAAUUAUCAUUUAAAAAUGGGGAAGUAUUUGAAAAGUUAGAGGAUGAAGAUGAACAAGGUUGGUGUAAAGGGCGAAAAGAUGGAAGAGUAGGACUCUAUCCUGCUAGUUAUGUAGAAUUAGUGGCAAAUUGAAGGACUAAAGUCAUCAUCAAAGAAUGAUCCCCAUGGGAUUUCGACUGUGUAAUUUGCUGUACAAAGCACAAUGAAAUUUUGUUCUGCAUAACUUGCCAGUUACAAACAGAAAAAAAAAAAAAAAAAAAAAUAUUGUGCAAUCUUGAAGUCAUUCAACACUUCAUGUUUGUUCUGUGAAAACUUAGUAUAAAAUAUUUUUUUUUUUUUUUUUACAUACAGAAAACUAAUGUUUUAUUUCUGACAUACAUGUUUAAAUUUGCUAAACAGGUUAUAAUAAAGCUAGCUACCUUAAUAUGGAAUAUACUAGCUAUGGAGUACCAGUUUCAAAAUUAUACAUUAAAAAUUACAAAAACUGAUAAGAAAUUGUGUAUCUAUAAUGAUAAAAACUAUCAAAAAUAUAAUUAAUUUUUUACAACUAAAAAGUCAGUUUGAAAGCAAAUUGUGCAUGUUCAAGAUAUUUUUAUAACAAAAAUUUGGAAUCCAUAUAAUUUUUUCCAAUGCUUUGUUGAAUAGGUAAAUUUUUUACAUACUUCAAAUGAUUUCACAUAAUUUUCAAAAUCGAAAUAUAAAAGAAUGUAAAAAAAAAAAAGAAUCAUCAUUUCAAUAUUAUUCAUUUUCAGGAUAUGUAACCAAAAUAUUAAGCAAAUAAUAUUAAUUUAGAAGUUUGGAUUUCUAAAAUGGCCUGGUUGGUAGUAAUUUAAUCGUAUGUCCAAACAAAGCAACAAGAUAAAUGUUAUGUGUUACAGUUGUAGAAACAAUGUUCGUAAUAUUUGUACAUAAUUUCACUGCUCAGAUUGUUUUUGUUUUUAUGUAGAAUGAAAGCUUGUUUAUACACUUAUGAAAGUUGCAAAAAUCAGUGUUUAUGGUUUGAAUUUUAUUUUUUAUUUUUCUGUGCAUAUUUAUAUUGUUCUAAAUUUAUAUUUAUAAAUCCCUUAUUCUAUCACAAGUGAUUGCAAAAAAUAAAUAAAAAAAAUACAGUCAUGCAUGCAUUUUAUUUUUUAAAAUAUUCUUAUAUGAAUCAUUCUACAGUGAUAGCAUUCUUAAUUUAGAAAUCUCAUAGUGUAAGUAGUUUUAUGUAAACCAGAGCAAGAAAGUAUUUGGGGCCAGUUGAAGUUAUGCCUGCUAUGCAAAAUAUUGCAGUGUUCGUGUAGAUAAGAACAGCAAAUUGUAGAGGAAAUGGUUGAAUCAGUAGCAGUUACCUAUAAUUAUUUUUCAUACUAUGUAAAUAAGAGAUUAAUAUAAUCAUGCUGCGUUAGCCUAAGACAAUCUAUAAAAGAAAAAAAAAAAAAUAUUGGACAAUUUAAUUUUUUUUUUAUUUUUGUAACCUACAAAGUACUUAUGCAGUUUUCUAUGUAUAUAUAAAAUUAUAAUUAAAUGUAUAAUGCUUACUAUCAUUUGGCAAGGCUUGGAAGUAUAGUACAGUACAAAAUUGAAUAUUUUUACCUUAAAAAAAGUAGAACAGUUUCCAUAUCAUUUAUAUGAGCAAUAAUUCUCUGCACUCAUUGUUGAUGUAGAAUACCUUAAGAAACUUUUUUAAUUAAACUGCUAUAAAAAUGAACAUAAAUAUGAUUUUAUCCCAUUUAAAUUUAAUACAGAAUAUACAUUAACACAGGGGCACUCACUGGAGGGGUAUUUAAUUUUUCAGGAAGGAAUGUAGUCAGCCUUUUCUUUACCAUUUUAUUUUUUUAACCUGUUAAAUAUUUAGUUUAUGAAUAUAAAAAUAUAUUUUUUCAAGUUAUUGUAUUUAUCAACAUUUUUUUAUACUUUUCUUUGUUUAAUUUAUAAAACACAUUAGAAAUAAUCUAAAUAUAAAUAAAUAUAUGUACAAUUUAUGAAAUUUGGAACAAAGAGGAAUGAUCAUUUAGGAAUAGUGAAAGAUGUGCUUGGGGCAAAAAAUGUUGAGAACCACUUCAUUAACAAUUAUGAAAUAUUCUGUUGUAUGUAUUGCAAUUCAUUUAUUAUAUAAAGAAAAAAUUUUGGUAAUUUGUAUAAAAUUUUCAAGUGCAGAUUUUAGUCUCAUGUAAUGGUUAUGUUGAAUUUUUAUAAUAAAACAACAAAAAUGUUAUUAUAUAAAAUAAUUAUAUUUUUGUGUUUAAAAUUAAUAUUAUGCACACAUAAUUUAAUGAACAUAUAUUGUAGAAAACAAAAAACAUAAUAUGGUUUAAACAUGUUUCGAUAAUAAGAAUUAUAUCAGGUAAACUUUAUAAUUUCAUUUUGGAUGCCAUUUCAUUUUGGAUUAUUGAUAUGAUAAAUACAGUUAAAAAACUGUGUUGAAAUCAGAGGCAGUAGAAAAAUGAGUUUGAUUAAAAAGUGUUAAAAAAAUACUACUUCUGUACCAUUCCAAAAUAUCCAAUACUGUACUUCCAACCUUGAUGGCUAAAAUUUGGGGAAUCCCUAUUUAAAUUAUGUAUUUAAUCACUUCAUAGUAAAAGACCAUAAAUGCAGGUGUGAAAAAUGUCUUCCAGCACUUAGCAUUGUCUUUUAUUUUUCAUAAUUCAGUAAGCAUGAAUAUUUGAAAAUCAUCUCAUCAUAAUAAUCUCUUAACAAAUAGUUUUUUAAUCUAAUUAUUAAACUGAAAUGUACAUUACUGAGAAUAUUGAGUGUUUGAAAUUGGAUCCCUUUGUAUAAACAUAAUUGUACUUACAAGUAGAUUUCAUUGUGUUAGUCACUGUAACUAAUAUCCAGCUUUAUCACUAGGUUUUCUUGUAUAUAAUUUAUCAUUUAAUUAAAUGUAUAUUCCCAUAAUACGA